Neurospora crassa OR74A is the source of this 1757-nucleotide messenger RNA. Its product is annotated as translation initiation protein Sua5. Gene Ontology annotation, molecular function: double-stranded RNA binding; tRNA binding; nucleotidyltransferase activity. Bases 169 to 1695 code for a protein of 508 amino acids. Gene Ontology annotation, biological process: regulation of translational fidelity. Lineage: Eukaryota; Fungi; Ascomycota; Sordariomycetes; Sordariales; Sordariaceae. The record is from RefSeq and is a predicted model, not a curated record. The transcript has a single exon. Gene Ontology annotation, cellular component: cytoplasm.
CAGUGACUCAAAGGGAGCCAAACCCUGAGCUUGACCACCACCACCAAGUUCGAGACUUGUUGUCUAACACAACCGAUGCCUCACAAGAUAUCCGUUGCCUAAAAUCGCCAAGAUAAUCGACAGACUCUGGGUUUUCAAUCCAUCUCUCGAAAUCGUCGAAUCCCCUGAAUGAAGGGAACUAUUUGCGCCAAUAUUCUAACUCUCACUACCCGAUUCAAACGCUUGCACCUCCCACAACUCACCCCAAUCCUCAAUCGACACCACCACACUAUAACCACAGACAUAACUAGACCAAAAUCUACGGCAGUGCCAUUGAUGGCACCCGCUAUGACAACUUCGACGACAAUGGAAACCCGGAUUCUCAAAGUGAAGGUGGACGACAGCAACAUCCAAGUGCUCGGCCACUGGAAGGAGGAGUCAGCAGAACACAAAGAUGGAAGCAAAACGAAAACUAGCAAUCUCAACACAUGGGAGGUCCCAACUACAUCAGAAAAUGAGAAUAUACUGUCUCCCAUCCGCGAAGCAGCCCACCACCUCCGCACCACCGACAUUCCUGUCGCCUUCCCCACGGAAACCGUCUACGGCCUAGGCGCCGAUGCCACCCGCAGCGCUGCCGUCAAGGGAAUCUAUGCCGCCAAAGGUCGACCAAGCGAUAAUCCUUUGAUCGUGCACGUUUGCGAUUUGAGCAUGUUACGGUCAUUCAUCUCUCCCUCCUUCUCCUCAGCAGGAGACGAAGAAGACCCCAUCCCAGCCAUCUAUCACCCCCUCAUAACCCGCUUCUGGCCCGGCCCCCUCACCAUCCUGCUACCCAACCCCUCCCCCUCCCUCCUCGCUCCGGAAGUAACCGCCGGCCUACCCACAUUCGGGUGCCGAAUGCCCGCCUCGGCGCUGGCUCGCUCGCUGAUCAAACUCGCCAACGCCCCCCUCGCCGCGCCCUCUGCGAACGCCAGCACUAAACCCAGCCCCACCGCCGCACAACACGUGUUAGACGAUCUACGGGGUCGCAUCGCACUGAUCUUGGAUGGAGGAUCAUGCAGCGUAGGGGUGGAAAGCACGGUCGUCGACGGGCUUUGCUCGCCGCCUGUGGUGCUGAGGCCGGGCGGGGUCAGCUUGGAGGAGAUUAGGGAGUGUAAGGGGUGGGAAGGCGUGGAGAAGGCGUAUAAGGAUCAGGCAGAGGUCGGAGGAAAGACGGCGCCGAGAGCGCCGGGGAUGAAGUAUAAGCAUUAUAGCCCGAAGGCGAGGGUGGUGUUGUAUGAGGCGGAGGGAGGGAGGAGGGAGGUACCGAAGGCGGAUGUGAGGGAGGCGGUUGAAGCGGCUGGGGAGGAGGAGGGCAAGGGAAACGUGAAGAGUGUUGCGGUUAUUAGGACGGGGAGAUGGCCUGUUGCCGGGGGGUUGAGGAGUCAGGGGCUUGAUGAUGUUGCUGCGAAGGACAGCGGGGACGUGGCCGAGACUGGGUUCGCUGUCAGGGAAGGGCAAUGGCUGGAUGAGGACGGCACCACGGUGUUGGCAAGGCUUCUGGAGAUUGAUCUGGGCAACGAUGUCAAGGGGGUGGCACAUGGCCUUUUCGCUGCCCUCCGAGAGCUGGACAGGCGCGGCGCGGAUGUAAUAUUCGUAGAGGGUGUGAGUGAUGGAGACGAUAUCGCGGCGGCGGUCAUGAACAGGCUGAGGAAAGCCGCUUCCGACAUUAGAAUAUAGACGGGGUCAAACCCUAUAGAUCGCAAGGGAAAAGACUAUAACUCCUGUUUUCUGCUAACCCA